Molecule: messenger RNA, 4287 nt
Organism: Fomitiporia mediterranea MF3/22
Lineage: Eukaryota; Fungi; Basidiomycota; Agaricomycetes; Hymenochaetales; Hymenochaetaceae
Exons: 9
Coding region: 40-4062 (1340 amino acids)
Molecular function (GO): ATP binding; ATP-dependent chromatin remodeler activity
Source: RefSeq, a predicted model, not a curated record
GCUUUCCUUCCUUCCAUCUUCCGUCUCACCGCCUACACAAUGGCGACCCACUCUGAGACGCAUCCAUCUGCAUCUUCUUCUUCUUUCUUUGCACCUUACUCGCGUUCCAAUCCGAUUGACCUCACGCUGGAUGAUGAUCCUCAAGCACGGCCGAGGCACACGAAACGGCAACGCAUGGACUUUGAUUUAGACAGCAAUCCGUCUUCCACUGCGUCUUCUCCUUCUAUUAGAUCGCCUUCGCCUUCGGUGUCUUCAAAGCCUGUGCUUUCGCGGUAUCCAGCCGCUCUCCACGUGCAGUCCACCCGCCCCGACUACUUGUCGCACAUCGUUCAACCUCAGGGCGCAUAUAGACCACACUUUUCUGGUCCCUCAGACUCGUCAGCAUUCUUCCCGAACCGGAAUAUACAAACAAGCAAUGUACGGACCCCGUCUUUGUCCGGGUUAAACCUCAGUAAUGGUGCGCAAUCACUUCAACACCAGCAGAUGCAACGUCAACAAUCUUCCAAUCAAGUCAUUGAUCUUACCUCCUCUCCUUCUCCGCCUCCCUCAAAUCCUUCCGCGCCACAUAUCCCCCAGGACUCACAUGGACCAGUUCAUGCUCAUGGCAUGCUUAAUCUGCCGCCGAAGACUCCUGUCUGUAUAGGACAGCUGACUGUUACGGCGCUUGUUCUUUAUCCUAUCUCUUAUUUGCAACAUCAGAUCCCCUACUCGGAGGGCAUACCAUGCGCUGAUUGGGCAUCAGUGCGCCUUCAGCAUGAUCCAAUGGCUAAGCAGCGUAGUCCUAAUGGCGAAGAGACCAUCCAUAUCAAGACACCACCUACUAGGAUUCCUACUGGUGAGGUCCUGCCUGGCGAAAAUUUCGGUGUCGUCGAACAGAAGGUAGCCACAGCGCUGGGGCCUAUGUUGGGAAAGGGAUUAAUUAGAAUAGAUGCGAAAGUCAGAAGGGGUGUUCCAAAUCUUCCUAUUUUACCAUUACAGAUGCUAAUCCAUACCCCGAAUGGCAACAUCCCUAUCGUUGCGCGCUAUCUGCAGCAAUCGGGCCUCCUUCUUGACCAUCCUACCGACGUUUGGGACCAGACUCGUCUAGAAGCACUGCAUUAUUUGAAUCCGCAUAAUCCUCCUCCUGGGGGUCACGCGCGUACCUUCAACAUCGGAUCAUCAAGGAUAGGGCAAGCAGGGUUAGGGGGAGGCGGAUGGAGUAGUCCGGCUGUUUCAGGUAAGAGCGUAGAAGUGCAAAGGAGUCAGGUGGACGAAGUGUUUAAAAACAUGAGGAGUGAAGACGAGUUGGAAGAAACCGAACCUGGCUCGGAUAUUGCUACUAAACUGUAUCCCCAUCAGAAGAAAGCAUUGACGUUUCUCCUUGAACGCGAACGAGAAAUAUCCGGACCGGGUGGAAGAUCGUCGUCGCUGUGGCAAUCCCGUACAAACAAUCAUUUCUCCUCCAAAUCUUGGGUCAAUUUGGUGACUCGGAAGGAGGUGUUUACGGAGCCUACUGACUGCAAGGGCGCUCUGCUAGCUGACGACAUGGGAUUAGGAAAGACAAUUACCUGCGUAUCUCUUAUCGCACUCACCCUACCCGCCGCUCGCACGUUUGCACAGCAACCAUUGCCGCAACUUCCUAGACCUCCGCUUGAGCAGAGGAACUCAGAUUCCGCAGUUUCUGUGUCGCAUUUCGCAGGGAGCGUCUGGGGAAUGCCUGAUGUAUCUGUACAACCAAGCUCACUUUCUGCGAAGAAGAAGGCGCAAGUUCAGAGGGAACAAGACAAAUUCGAGACCCUGUACUCCAGAGCGCGGAGAAUAAAGGUUCGAAGUAGGGCAACGCUAGUUGUUUGCCCUUUAUCCACUGUUGUCAACUGGGAGGAUCAGUUUCGGGAGCAUUGGGCCGGCGAAGUACAAAUUGUGGGCGGUGCAGGAACGGGUUGCAACUCGACUACUUGCUUGGUCCAAACGACGUCAGACAUGACACUCAAUUCCCAGUCUUGCUGUGAUACUGACGGCCGGAUAGAGGGGAAAGGAAAUGUCCGCAAUGGCGAGGAAACGCAAGUGGCCAACGGUCAUAUGCCAGGUUCUGUGGAUAAACCAACUCGAGGUACACCUUUAAGGGUGUAUAUAUAUCAUGGGAAUGCUCGACGUCCUGAUCCUAAUUUUCUUGCGGAUUUCGAUGCGGUUAUCACGACGUAUGCGACACUCGCUUCAGAGUUCUCAAAACAAACAAAAAGUAUUUCUGUUCAAGACGAUGAGGACGACGAAGUAAGCGGAGAAGGUGCCAAUGACGUCUCUGGAGCCGAGUUUGACGAAAGUGGGAAUCAAGUCAUACAGAUUCCAAAAGCCAAAGAAAAGAAGAGCUUGAAGAGGAAGAAACAACAAGCGUUGUUUUCUGGUGUCGUUGAGGCGACAAGUGCUCUUCAGAGUAUCUACUGGUUUAGAGUCGUUCUUGAUGAAGCACACUCGAUCAAGGAAACAUCGACCGUCGCGAGUCGUGCGUCAUGCGAUUUGGAAGCCGAUCGCAGGCUAUGCCUCACUGGAACACCUGUGCAGAACAAGCUCGAUGACGUUUUCGCACUAAUCAAAUUUUUGCGUCUUAACCCUUUUGACGACAAGAAUGUUUGGCAGGAGUUCAUCGGCGUCCCUGUCAAAUUUGGACAGCCGGUUGGAGUUGCACGCCUACAAAUUGUGAUGAAAUCUAUUACUCUUCGAAGGACCAAGGAGACGAAGGCUGAAGAUGGAACGUCAAUCCUGUCUCUUCCACCUCGUCGCGACGAACUUCGUCUUCUCAAGUUCGACGAGCAGGAGCAACGAAUUUACGAUGAAUUCUUUAAGGAGUCAAGGGAUGAAUUCAAGGAACUUUCUCACAAAAAUGAGGUAAUGAAGAAUUACGUCGGAAUUCUUCAAAAGAUUCUGCGUCUUCGUCAAAUAUGCGACCACUACGAGCUGGUCGAGGGUAAGGACCUACAGGAGUCUGUCCAUAAUUUUGAAGAUUUAGUCACAGCCAUCGCAAGAGAUGGUAUUGACAUAGCGCGAGCAAGCGCUGUUUUCAGUAUUAUCCGCGAUGCCGGUACUGCUCAAUGUGUAGAAUGCGGUUGCGAGUUGGGAACGCCUGCAGACAUUGCGCAGGUCGGCUUGGAAGAUGAGUCUGCCUCAGGAAGUAAACGAGGACGAAAAUCGAAAGCAUCAUCCCGCGUACCAACACGACAAAGUAGCCCGGUCAUAUAUCGUCCAAUACUCUCCCGUUGUCAGCAUCUAUUCUGCAUUGCCUGCUUCCAGAACAGUAUCUUUCCAGGCUGGCCAAAUAUUCCAGAUGAUUCUCCCCGAUCAUGUUCGGCAUGCCAGACAGCUUUAAGGCCAACAGACGCUGUGGAGGUCAGUCCUGACUGCUCGAUAGGUGAUUUGUCAGCAAAGAAGAAACCAACGAAAAAGGAGAAACGUCAGAAAGGUGUGGAUCUUGAGAAGUUCCAUCCAUCAACAAAAGUGAAGGCUUUACUCGGGGACUUGAUCACCUUCUCACGUAUGAAUCCGUACUCGCCCAAUUACGAUCCUUCUUCAAUCGAGAUCCAGAUGGUAGACGAGAAAGGCAAUGAUAUCGACGACAACAUCGUCAAGACAGUCGUAUUUUCCCAGUGGACGUCAAUGCUAGACAAAGUUGAAGAUGCUCUGGAAGCAGCUGGAAUUCGUUACGAGCGCCUCGAUGGUACCAUGAGACGGGACGAACGUACCCGAGCUAUGGAUAUCUUGAAAAAUGACCCCGGUUGUGAAGUUUUGCUUGUCAGUCUAAAGGCUGGUGGUGUCGGUCUGAACCUAACCGCCGCUCAGCGCGUAUAUUUAAUGGAUCCAUACUGGAAUCCUGCGGUAGAAAACCAGGCAGUUGAUCGUAUUCAUCGACUCGGACAGAGGAAACCUGUCACAACCGUAAAACUCAUCAUUGAGAACACGAUUGAGGCGCGACUACUGGAAGUACAAAAGAAGAAAACCGAACUCGCGAAUAUGACGCUUGGCACCCAUCUUAGCAAGGCAGAAGUCCAGCAACGACGCAUGGAAGAACUUAAUCAGCUUUUCCACGGCUAACCUGUACCUUGGAACGUAUUAUCUGCGCUGUUUGUCUUCGCCCCGUUACGCCCUGCGCUUAGCAUUAUUUUUAUUCCUCAUGUCUUUGGAGAUUCCCAAUCGCUUCGUCCUUUGUCCAUUGCUGUUGUAGUUUGCUAUUCUCUAAUCAUUACUCUACACGAUUCGCAUACGUUGCAUGCAGAAGCUAUAAUAGUUUGUACUAGAUUAGAUUAAACUUGUGUUUCU